AUGGAAGGAACAUCUCGAUCGAACAGCAACAAAGAGACCUCCAACGCCGAGAGCAAUCAAGACGAGAACCAGGAGCGCCGUCAGAGUCCGGAGAACGAACCGGACUUGCUGGACUACAGCGAGGAAAUGACCCGAGAUACGUCCUCAGCCCCGCAGCAGCCGAGCGUCUUCGCAAGCUUAGGGAGCAGUCUACCAUCAAUCGCAGAGACAGCCAUGAGACGACCGGCGGCAGAGGUUUCACAGUCGGAGAGAGGAAUUUCGCCGGCGUUAAUAAACUCUCGAGCGACCUCCUUGGCGCUAGAAACCAUGUCCAACCGAUCUACCCCAGUACCUCGGCCUAUAGACCGCUUAACGUUCCCGGUCAAUAUGAAUACCGAGAUGGGCAGACCAGUGUCGACUCCGAUCCCUCGUCGAAACCAUCCGACCCAAUUUCCAGUCCUAGAACAACCUCUAGCCCCACAAGAAGAGGAUACCAUAAUGGACAACCCCGAGUUGGAGAUGGUAAUCAACCUCUUCAACAAACAGUGGAACAUGUUCGUCCAAGCCCGAGAAAGCCAGAACCCCCGACUGAUGAGAGUAGCCCUCAUCCAAGCCAUCUCCAGCCAAGAGGAGAUCAGGGUACUAGCUGGAGGAGCCGAAAUGCUCAGGAUAUGCGAGAACUGGAUAGCGCGCGAAGAACUGGCGGAUCUAGAGAGAUCACAACUAGCCCAACAAAACCAGCAAGCAACUCGCCUGGCGAUAACGCAAACGCCUCACGAGCAUACAAUCAGCCCGUCACCUGCACCCCAACACCGUUCGACACGCCAAUCUUCGGACGUAACGUUCCUGGGUGCUGGCCCGUUGCAACAGGGAAGCAACCCUACGCCUCCACCCCCGCCACCGUCUACUCGACCCCCAUCGGCUAUAGUCAGGCAGAACCCCGCCCAACAAAUGCAGCCAUACCACCAACAGACUCACCCUCAACACCGAGAGGGAGUCUAUUACCAACAACAGCCUCAACAAGAGACUAUAGUUCAGAACUACGCUCCGCAAACUCGAGUCGUCCCGAACUACGCGCCCCAACCGCCCCACCACCCUCCACAGCAACGAAGCUGGAGAGGAUCUGGGAGGAACUGGAGACGCCCCCAAGACCAGACGAGCAGAUUACUCGAAGUAGGGGACUAUCUCAUGCGAGCAGAGAGGAUAGCGGGCAGAGUGUUUGUCAGCCACAGAGUACAUGUCACAGUACCUUUCAUGUACCAAGUAACUGCAACACCUGUACUUAUGUACAUAAGUACUUAUCCAUAA
Puccinia graminis f. sp. tritici CRL 75-36-700-3 is the source of this 1287-nucleotide messenger RNA. RefSeq lists its product as uncharacterized. The coding region runs from base 1 to 1287 and encodes 428 amino acids. The transcript has a single exon. NCBI's taxonomy places the organism in Eukaryota, Fungi, Basidiomycota, Pucciniomycetes, Pucciniales, Pucciniaceae. The record is from RefSeq and is a predicted model, not a curated record.